Molecule: messenger RNA, 1350 nt
Organism: Lasiodiplodia theobromae
Lineage: Eukaryota; Fungi; Ascomycota; Dothideomycetes; Botryosphaeriales; Botryosphaeriaceae
Product: Tyrosine recombinase
Exons: 1
Coding region: 1-1350 (449 amino acids)
Source: RefSeq, a predicted model, not a curated record
AUGCCGACAAUACUUAAACAGACAUCCAAGCAAGCAAAGGCCGAAUACCGCAAGAACGGUGGUCGUCCUUCCGAGAGCCAGAAUCGACGUCUGGAGAGCCACGCCGCUAAAGAUCGAAAAGCCGAGGAACUGAAAAAGAAAGAGAAAAAGAAGAAGGAGGCCAAGAAGCGGAGAGAGGAGAAGGAGCGGAAGGAGAAGGAGGCUCUCCGCGCAAACGGCAUUGGAUACGCCACCCAGGCCUGCGGCUAUAAGUUCACCCAGCACCGCCAGAAAGACUGGUUCCGAAGUUAUCUUCAAAAGGCUCAGCCGAAGCCGGCGCCCGAGCUCAAGCCUGAGCCCGAAGACGCAAACCCCUUCAGAUCUUCCCAGCUUUCGCAGCUCGAGGCCGCCGAAGAGCAGUGUGGCCAGCCUGAUGAUGCUGUUUGCAAUGACGCAAGCGAAGACGACUUACCUGACGAUGAUAUCCGCAAUGAGGUUAACGAGGUCGAUGAUGCCGACAAGGAAGAUCAGAACUGCCAAAUCGCUCUCUCACCGGAGCCUACCCCCCGCAACUCAACGAGUCACACCCAUAACCCAGAGGAUGAGAACCAUGUUGAUGGACUCUCCGACACGUUCACCCAAGCAAUCAAAAAUUCCGAGUCGGUGUUCAAUGCCGCUUUCGGCAGCGACGACGAUUCUCUUAAUCCCUGGAGUACUGACGACAUUGACGAGGAAGCACUGAUGGCUGCCGUUCAAGGUCAGACGCCGACUUCGAAGGCCUCGAUCGCAGCUCCGGCUGAAGAGGUUGACGAUUUACCGUCAAUGGAUGCGGAGCUAGUUGACAAGCUGGCUUCAGGCUCGGACUUACAAGUCGCCCGAGACCCUACUACAUCCGCGAAUUGUCAGCCGUGCGCCACUUCCUCUGAUUCAUUUUUCUCUUCGGAGUUGGAUCUCUCGGCUGAGGAUCUUGCGGCCAUCGAUGCGAUGGUCCCAGAAGCACAACCUACGCCUUCGAAAGUCCGUGCCCCCACCCAGCAGCAUUUUCCUUCGGUGGCGCCGCAGCCAAAAACACUGAACAGUGCCAAUACGGCGCACCCGACUCUCGACUUGCUGUCGACGACAUCUGCAAAGCAGGCCCAGAAGAGAAAGGCGGAUGUUUUAGAUAACCACGAACUCUCUUCCCCGACGCAACGCGUGGAGCUCACUGCUAAGGGGAUGUCUGCUGAUAGCGGCAUGCUUCCGCCGCAGAAGCCGGAUACUUCUAGAGUCAACCAUACGUCCGCCACUGGCCCUUACGAGUCAAGGUUCGCCGCCUACGGCCUUUCAACGCAGCUCAUUCACGAAGCUGCAUUCGAGGACGACGACUUCUAA